Messenger RNA from Xyrauchen texanus (razorback sucker), 4032 nucleotides. It is a transcript of the gene tdrd12, whose product is annotated as tudor domain containing 12. Gene Ontology annotation, biological process: germ-line stem cell division; transposable element silencing. The record is from RefSeq and is a predicted model, not a curated record. The transcript is spliced from 32 exons. NCBI's taxonomy places the organism in Eukaryota, Metazoa, Chordata, Actinopteri, Cypriniformes, Catostomidae. Bases 1 to 4032 code for a protein of 1343 amino acids.
AUGUUAGAAAUACAAAUAAUCAAGAUUGAAGACCCAGGACGUCUGUGGGGUCGAGUUCUGAAAGGACCUAGUAUUCAGCCGGACAAUCCAGAGCAAUAUGAAAACCUGACGGUUAAAAUGAACCUUUUCUACCAUGAGGUUGACCUGGAUGUUCAAAAAAUAAAACCAACUGAAUUGAAGGAGGGGCUGGUGUGUGUGGUGUUCAGUCCGGAUCUGAAGAGUUGGUGUCGGGCUGUGGUGGAGUCUGUCUUUCAGGGGACAACCAGCGGUCAGGCAUUGUGCCUCUUAGUCGACCAUGGAGAUCGCAUCAUCACCAGGGCAGAGGAUGUAAGGACUCCUCUUGAGAAGUUCCUGCAGCUUCCUUUCAGAGUGAGACACUUUAAACUGGCUGGAAUACGUCCUAUGACACUACAGUUAUCCAUCUCCAAUGAGAUGGCUAAGCUUGUGCCAUCUUCAACGUGGGACAGCUCUGCCACAAAAUACCUGCACAACCUUUUACAAGUGUCCACUCUUGUUGAAGCUGUUCUAUGUGAAACGCAUGCAGGCUGCUCUUCCAUUGAACUUUACUUGACCAUUAAAAACACAAAGAUCUGUGUGAACCACGAGCUGGUGGUGAAGAAGUUUGCCUGUUUCCUGAGUGAGAAGUCCAGUGCUGGAAAAGGAAACAUGAAUGGAGAUCGCUUUCCUGUCAGUCUGGCAUGGGACAUCUACUCCAGCCCUUAUCAGCUCUUAGAGAUGAAUGGCUGCUGUCCAGUCAAAACUCCUCCUCCAGAUAUUCUCAUCAGGAAAGAUCGGAAAGAUGAGCCACAUUUAGAAAUGGUGCAGCAGAAACCACAGGUGCCAGCGGAAAUACACAAUCCAUCUCAAAUUAAAUCUCAAGUCCCUAAACUGACACGCAAUUCUGGAACAUAUACUAUUGGUAGAGGAUGGCGCAUAAGAGCAGAGGCCACUGACAUCUUUACAGAUGAAUCAUUCUCUCAGACUGAUGCCAAGUCUCAUGUGAGUGGCUCCUCAGAAAAUCAGGAAGCAGCAACUCUCUCAGAAGAGUCUAGUCUUGAAGAUCAGAUCGCCUGUUCAAGACUCGUGCAGUUCCUGAACCCUGAGCCACUGAACCCAGACCAAGAUCAUGUUGAUACCAAAGUUCUGCGCUGUGAUCAGGGUCACACUGGGGUUUUAGUGCACACUCCCCUUCCUGUUAACCCCUGCAGUCGCCUGGCACGUGCACCCAUUUCCAAACUUUUCAAGAAGUUCCUGAUGUGGAAGAAGUACAGUGGACCGAAUGUAGCUGAGAGUUACUGCUGGCCCGCUGUGGCACGGGGUUGUGACACGGUGCUAGUGUCACAAAGUGGAGACAAUCCUCUGUCCUACAUCCCUCCACUGCUGAUGCAGUUACAGAUGGUUUCUGUUUCUUCCAGUCUUGCUGCUCGUACUGGGCCCAUUGCAGUGAUCCUGUGUCCUAGCUGGGAGAAGGUGCAGAUGGUGCUGGAACUCCUGGAGGACAGUAAAGCAACUGGGAACCUCCAUCCCACCAGUAUGCUGCUGGGGCUGGAUCAGGAUGAGCCUAAAAAGGCUAAGAUUCAGAGGAACUGUCAGUUGCUGGUGACGACACCGUUCACCAUAAUGAGACUGCUGGAUGCGCAGUGCUUCCUCUUCCUGAGACUGUGUCACCUGGUGCUGGAUGAGGCUGAUGUCCUGUACUCACAAGCACCUGAGCAGAUGUCCGUGAUCUUGAAACACUUCCAGAAGGUGGUGUCCGGAGAGGAGAGGUCCUCAUGCCCCAGACAGAUCAUCGCGGUGGGCAGCCGCUGGAGUGCGGGGAUGGAAGGUCUGGUCAGAGAGCACAUGAUUUACCCCUCCAUUAUCAUAACAGUGAUGGAGGAGGCUGCUCUGUAUGGCAGAGUACAUCAGAGGGUUCAGUUGUGUCUGGACUGUGAUAAGAUCUCAGUGCUGCUUGGAUCUCUGGACUUCCACCCGCCCAAACCACAGAAAACCCUCAUCAUUACCAACUCAAUGGAGGAGACCGAGCAUGUGUAUAAGGCUGUGGUCAACGCUGCCAUUUUCACACUGAAAGCUCAUGAAGGAGUGACAGACCAAUUUGACUUUGUCAUUGAUCAGUGGAGGAAAGACAUCGGGCCUGGAACACAAGUCAUUUUGGUUACCACCAACGACUGCCUUAAAGCUCUGGGUAUCAGGGAUGCCACCUGUGUUGUGCAUUAUGGGUUUCCUAGCUCCCCUAAGCUCUUUGGUAGCCGCCUUUUCUGCAUGUCGGAGAACUUCAGAAACUUCUCUGAGCCAAUUCCCGAUCUUGCUGAGUGCUCGUCUCCUGCAGCUCAGUCUGUUUUGCUGUUGUCAGAGCAGAAUGCCCGUCAUGUGUGUGGUGUGUUGAAGUAUCUGAGGAGAGCUGGAGCUCUUCUGCCCCCUGAACUCCUGCAGUUUGCUUUGGGGGUCCAACAGGCCAAAGAAGAGCAGAAGAUGGACAGACCACUCUGCUGCUCGCUCAAGAGCUUCGGCUUCUGCAGAGACAGCACAGUCUGUCCAGAUAGACACAUGAUCAACGUAUCUCUGGACCAUCCUCUGCACCCUGAUUCUGGAACUGUUAUGGUUUUGCCACUAAACAUCAAGACUGCGAAUGUGUACUUUGGCCGUAUUGUGAAGCAGAAAGAGGAUUGUUACGAGACUCUUGCUGCUCAAAUGAACCUGCACUAUGCUAGUGAGAGACGCUGUGCUGUGGAAGUGCUGAAGGGAGAACUUUACGCCAUUCAAGAGGAGAGCGUCUAUAACAGGGUGCGUGUGAUUGAGGUGCCAGAAAAAGGAGAGCAGCUGUUCAGCAGUGUCACUGCCUACUUCAUAGAUGAGGGCCGCACACAGGAAGUAAAGUCACACCAGCUACUGCAGCUUCCUGCUCAGUUCCAGGAAUUGCCAGGCCAGGCUGUGGAGAUCAUUCUUUGCAGGAUCCAACCUAUUGAUGGAGAGGUUGACUGGAAUCCAAAGGUUAACAGAGCCAUUAGUUUGAAGAUCAAAGGGAAGCUGCAUCAGGCCAGAGUGGUGAUGUGUGUUGGCAAUGCUGUCUGGGUUGAUCCCAUGGUGCGUAUGACACGUGUUCCAGGUUUAAAGACCUACAUUAAUGAGUAUAAUGUCCACACUGAGAUCUUGAACUUUGGGUUUGGUGUGAAUAAUCCUCAACACUUGGAAUUGCUGAAGAGGGUUUUCCAGGGAGAGGAGAACUCCAGCAAACUGGAUCAGCCCCUGACAGAAAACAGGUUACCACAGUCACUGCUCUCUUCAGUGUACUCGCAGCAAAGAGUUGAGGUGACUGAAGAUGCUCUUAACAGCAGGAUGAGAGACAUUGUCCGCGGUCACACUGCAGUCGAGCUCUCUGAGACCUCCAAGAGCAUCAGCGCUGGAGUGUGUAAUGGAGGAGUAAAUAACACUGAUUCAGACUCCUCAGAAGAGAACAUGAAUAUCAUGAGCCCUUCUGACCUGAAUGGAUUGUCAUCUCCAAACCAGAACAGACCUACCAGCCCUGAAACAGAUGAGUUUAUAAUCAGGGAUGAUAUCCUAAAUGCCAAGAAAUUACAGACACCAAGAAAUUUGAAAAAUUCAGGCAUUUUGGCAUUCCAGCCUACCAGUUUUCAUCCACAGAUCAAAUGGUUUCAGAGAAAUGAGUUUGUCACUGUUUAUGUGAAGCUCAUCAAUCCAGUGAUGCAGAAGUGUGAAUUCUUCUUUGACACAGUCAUUUACAGUGGGUAUGUGAAUGACCGUCAUUACUAUGCAAAGCUUGAGCUGUUCAGUGACAUCAUCACAGAGGAGUGUUCAUGGAAAAUGAAGUGUAAUGAGCCUGUGAUGAAGCUGAUAAAGAAAGAAAAACGGGACUGGAAAACACUCCUCAAACAAAAGAGUGCAUUUGUCAGCUAUGAAUUUGAGUACAUUGAUGAGGCUGUAGUUUCUACAGUAAAUGGGCAAUUGUUCUUGGCCCAGGCAGGAGAGGAAGGUUGUUACGUCAGCUCAGAGAGCAACAGUGACAGUGACUGA